AACUGGGGGAAGAAUCCGUGCAAAGAUGCCCUCCAGGAAGAAAACAUCCAUGUUUGCCUCUGCUUUUUGUGCCUGUGUCAGCUCCUUCGUGGUGAUCUGUGUGGUGCUGGCCACCCCGCAGUGGGUGAGCAGCGAGGUUCGCUUCUCGCGCACCGGCUCCAACGUCACCGUCAGCCUCCAGUACGGCCUCUUCAGGGGCACCUGCGAGCAGUUCGUGGAUGCAGGACUCCAGGUGUCCAAAAUGACCUUCCAAGUCGCGGACGCCCUGAGCAGCAGCAGCAGGAGGAGCCUGAACAUCGCCACCAUCGCGGUGCUGGUGCUGGCCCUGCUCAGCUCCCUGCUCAGCGCCGGCUUCACCUGCACCAACAGCGUCAGCAACCCCUACCAGACAUUCCUGGGGCCUGUGGGAGUCUACACCUGGAAUUCCAUGUGUGGAGCCCUCGUCCUCAUAGCCAUGAUCCUUUUCCCUGUGAACGUGCAAGGGAACAGCCUGUCUGAAGAGCUGGCCCAGGGAUGCUCCACCUCCCUGCAGGGACACAUUGGAUCCAGACACAGCUAUGGAUAUUCCUACUGGAUCAUGCUGCUCGUCCUUCUCCUCAACAUCGCUUCUCUCGUCAUCAUCUAUCUCUACGACCACUCCAGAUAUUCCAAGAAGAAACAGCAGGCAAGGCCCAUUGAAGACGCCCCAAAGGAUGUUAUUCUGUUUUAAGGACGCCUUGGGAAAGGGGGUGUGGAGGAAAAUGGCUGGAAUUGGACAGCAAAUUUCCAUUUGCUCUGGAGUGUGUGCACACUUCCAUCCCCAGAUGGUUUGGAGGACACCACGGCCUGUUUUGGUUUUAGCUGCUGUUGUUUUAGUUGUGUGGGAUUUGGGAUCCCUUGGAAUGAGAGGAAUGGUCACUGAGCUGCUGCUGCUCCCUGUUCUCCUUGCUGUGCUUAGGGAUCUCCUGCAGGUCUGGAGGCUCCUGGCCAUGGGAGAACUUGUGGCCAAAUCCAGAGGGCACGGGGCGGAGUGCCGUGCCUGGAGGGAUGUCACAGCCUGUGGCACUGGGGGACACUUGGACUCGCUGGCUUCUCCAACCCAAAUGAUUCAACAGCUCCAGGACAGCAGAGAAGCCCAGCAUCUACAGGUUAUUAAUUAAUUAUUAAUUAUUAAUGCACAGAAACAUCAGGAAAAUCCUGUUUGAGCUUUGAGCCGAGGGCAGAGCCACACCUCGGGCAGGUGUGCCCAGCCCCUCUCCACAGAGCUGUCCCUGGCACAAGGUGUCCCCAGCUGGAUGAUCAGGGGUGGUUUGGGGCCAGAACCACCCCUUUGCCCAGUUUAAGGAGUAUUUUGUGUGCUCACAAGGACACACUGCUGCAGAACUGCCCAGGAGUGGGGCAGCUCCCUCCUCAUCCCUCCCAGAAAAGUGAGCAGCGGGACCUUGGGGCAGAUCCAAAGUGCAAAAUCCUGCUCAGAGCACGUGGUCAGCACUUCUGCUCCUUUGCCUCUCACCUCUGCAGCCAGGAGAGACUUUUUUAUUCCUUUAAAAAGAAAGAAAAAAGCCUCCCUUUCCUUCCCAGUGUGAUUUUCAGUCAUGCUCCACGUCUGCCCUGCGACACAAGAGGUGCUGGUGGAGACAAAAAAGCGUUUUGGAGAGGGGAUGAAGAGAUACAAGAGGUGAAUCCUCACUAUUUAUGUCAGAAAAAUCAAGUUUGGAGAUGAAAGCAGCCAGCACUUUGUGCAGCUGUGCUCUUUCAAAGGAACCAAAGCAGAGGGAUUUUCCUCCCAGCUUCAAAGGGUGGUGAUGGCAGAGUGGGGAAUAAAAUAAAAAUAAAAGAGGGUUUCUAAGA
Molecule: messenger RNA, 1830 nt
Organism: Parus major (Great Tit)
Lineage: Eukaryota; Metazoa; Chordata; Aves; Passeriformes; Paridae
Gene: CLRN3
Product: clarin 3
Exons: 3
Coding region: 26-709 (227 amino acids)
Source: RefSeq, a predicted model, not a curated record